Molecule: messenger RNA, 324 nt
Organism: Haemonchus placei
Lineage: Eukaryota; Metazoa; Nematoda; Chromadorea; Rhabditida; Trichostrongylidae
Source: the annotation of a GenBank genome assembly
CGUCGUACUCAAUCGGAGCCAACCGUGACCCGUGCCUCGACUGUCAUUACACGUAGCGAUCUUAUCGCCACCAAAGCAUCGACACCUCUUUCAUUACCGCCUAACCUCUCCUCAUUGAUAUACACCUCCUCUUCUUCAACCCAGCAUCCAAACGCUCGGUCGAGUUCAGCUCAUUCACGUCUGACACCACAACGCAGAAGUCAUUCACCGACCAUAUCGGACGUUGUUCAGUUUCGCAAUCGAAUAGGAGCACUGAGCGAUUUCCUCAGAAACCCUCGACAUGUUAGUUUUAUUUCAUUUCUCUCUCUGAGGAUUAGUACGUAA